AUGUUCCAAGACAACAAAGCAUCCCGGGCUUCUCAUCUCGAACAAGAGCUUGCUGAUCUUGAUUUCGAGAAUUUCUCAUCCAUUGACGGAUAUUGUAAUCACAUCAAAUCCCUUGCCGAUCGUCUUGCGGAUGCCGAUGCUCCGAUUCCCGAUACCCGUCUCAUUCUGAAAAUGACAGCAGGUCUUCCGGAAGCCUAUGCCGGUAUGGUAGACUUCAUUCAAAAUCAAGAGCCUUUACCUUCCUUUGAAAGCUGUCGUUCUUGCUUGAAAUUGGCCGAGCGGACCAUUAAAAACCGCUUGGCUAAGGAGGGUGGUCCUUCAAGCCGACCACCGACUGCUCUUGUCUCCUCCACCGGUGGCAACCAGCAACCGGAUUCCAUGGCUCAACCAUAUGCCUCCAGGUCUGUGACAAAGAAUGCAAAGCAAAAUAAAAAAACGAAUUCAAAGAAUUCGAGUAAGCCCCGCAAUUCAGGAGGCUCGGCCCAGCAGCAAUCCGGUAAUGGGCAGCCCUGGCAGUAUUCACAAGGCCCAUACCCAUGGCCUGGUUGGGCCCCUUGGAUGGCUCAGUGGACCAAUCCACCUUGUCCUUACCCAGCUAGGUCGUGGACUCCCAGGCCUGCCUCUUCUCAAACUACCAGCUCUCGGCCAGGUGGGCCAGGUAUUUUGGGUCAACAUCCGCAAGCUUACAGCGCCAUAAAUCCUUCCCCUACAGAUAUCAAGGCGGCUAUUCAUGUGCUCGCUAAUUUAGGUAAACCGGAUAACAAUUAUUAUAUGGACACCGGUGCCACGGCUCAUAUGACGGACAUUGUUGUUGGUAGUGGUGAUUUAAUUCCGAUUAUUGGUCAUGGUAGUACUAAUUUACCUUCUCCAUACCCCCCAUUUACCCUAAACAAUGUUUUGCAUGCUCCCAAAUUAAUAAAGAACCUUAUCUCUGUUCGUAAGUUCACAACUGAUAACCAAGUAUCCAUUGCCUUUGAUCCUUAUGGGUUUUCUGUUCUUGACUUACAGACGGGGGCCACUCUAAUGAGAUGUGACAGUACCGGUGACCUCUAUCCAAUUUUUCCAUCCAAUCAAGCCAACUCUAAAGUCAAUCAUUCAAAUUUCAUUGCUCUUUCCUCGGAUCUUUGGCAUAGGCGCCUAGGCCAUCCUGGAGAUGCCGUCUUCACUCUUUAA
Chenopodium quinoa (quinoa) is the source of this 1173-nucleotide messenger RNA. RefSeq lists its product as uncharacterized. Lineage: Eukaryota; Viridiplantae; Streptophyta; Magnoliopsida; Caryophyllales; Amaranthaceae. The coding region runs from base 1 to 1173 and encodes 390 amino acids. The transcript has a single exon. The record is from RefSeq and is a predicted model, not a curated record.